Molecule: messenger RNA, 2588 nt
Organism: Xylaria bambusicola
Lineage: Eukaryota; Fungi; Ascomycota; Sordariomycetes; Xylariales; Xylariaceae
Exons: 1
Coding region: 509-2431 (640 amino acids)
Source: RefSeq, a predicted model, not a curated record
GAUCAUACCAUCGUGGGCAGUAUCUUUCAGUGGAGGAUAGUGGUUGGGUUAGGUGUGUUUUGGCUGUGGCGCAGUUGUCCCUCCCACUACCUAGGUACCUAAGGUACCUAACCUAGGUGGCUUCGGUAGGUACAUCUUAGCCCCUGCCAGGUUAGCUGCGACUUGUAAAUACUUACUAUAGGUACUGAUCCUGUGCCUGCCUCCGGCUGUUCAGGUCGCCACAGUUGAUGAGACAAGUUGGGGUAGGUAGGUACCUACCACCUGUAGCGUUCCAGUACACUAAGCCACAAUUUAAACUUUGGCAGCGGCAGCCGUCUCAUCUCAUCUCAUCAAACGACGUGAGACCGUGUCUGUCUUAUUCAUCCGCGCAACUACAUGCCGUCUUUUCCAUCUCUCUCAUCUCUUGUUUCAACAAUUUGGGCAACUCCUCAUCCCAUUUCCCUCUUGUACCGGUACUAUAGCUCGGUCUUGGCAUUGGCGACUUUGCAAUUCGCGCAUCUCUUUUGCCAUGUCCGACCAAUCAGACAGUGAGGACCAUCUGUCAUGGAAUACUGUCGAGUCCCUCAGCGACCAGGACUCCGAUGAAUCGGAAACAGAUAGAGGUGAGGGGCUAUUUGACAUGGAAGCAGAAGAAUCUGAUGGCCAUGGUGAAGACGAAGACGAAGAUGAGGAUGAUGCUCGUUCUGAUAACCACCUCCACUUCUUCCCGCAGUUCUCUAGCUUACCGGCUGAGCUUCGUGCCAUGAUCUGGGAAUCUGUUGAUCCCUACUUGAAAUCCAAGGGAAGGGUCUUAGCCUUGAACAUGGUCAAAUUCCCCACACCCGAUAUAUGGGAGUCUGCGCUCUUAGCAGAGCAAACCGCCCCAGCACGGGCGCUUCUCGCUGCUUCCAAGGAAUCUCGUGAUAUAGCUUUAAAACACUACCCAAAUGUCGUUCGGAUACAACGUGGGUAUGUUGACAUCCGCUUCAAUAGUGCCAACGACAUUAUCCUCCUCCACCCUCGCGAACAGCAGCCUCCAGAUGUAAGAAACUUCGCAUCCGAUUUACAGCAAGUCAAGUACCUCGCCUUUGACUACUCCUUUAUUGAUCCGGAUUCUCACGACGACUUAUUUCCUGGCCUAGAGAGUCUUCCGCCUCUACUCGAAAACCUCAGUGCUCUUUUUUGCUGCUUUCAGGCAAACGAAGUCAAGCGUCGUGAUCUGACAUGGUCAGUGUCAGAGUCUUCCAAGCAGUUCUACAUGGAGAUGUUAGAGAACCUGUCUUAUAGAGACGAAGUGCUCAAGAUAUUGUAUGCUUGGCCUGAUCCGAAUCUGGACCAAAACAAGGCAGACUGCGUUGGCGAGGAGUGCGUGCUUCAAUAUCCAGCCAUGGCCAAAAUCAGCACCCCUCCUAUAUGGCCAUUAGUAGAGUACUCAUUUGACAGCGGCAUCGAAUUGUACGAGAAGGUGAAACGACGUUGCGCAAGGAAGGUGGAUAAGGCGGCUAAAGCUGGUACUGCGUCUCCAUCGUCUUCUGAAUCAUCGGAAGGAGAAUCUUUCUAUGAGUCUGAGUCAGAUGACUAUGAACUGGAUGGCUUCAUCGUCGACAAUUCCUCAGAAGGAAGCGAAGAACCCAGCGAGGAUGGAAGCAUAUUAAAUGGAGACAUGGUUGAUGAUGACACACGAGUCGAGGAUGAUCCUGAUGUCUUCAAUGGAUUUUCGCCACUCGAGGAAGAGGACAGUCAUGAUGAAGCAGCUGAUGGUUUACCGGGAACUAUCGCUGUCAAUCACGACUAUGAAUCCGAAGAAGAGUUGUCGGACGAGCAAUCCGCUGGAGAGGAACCACAACCCACAACACAAACCGAUCGACGCAAGCGUAUGAUUAUUUCUUCGGACGAUGUAGAUGAUGGGGAAGCUGGUAAUGAAGAGCCUGCUACGGGACCUCCUAGGCGUGCGAACAAACGCGCUCGGGUCGUACUUUCGGACAGUGAAGACGACGAAGAUGGCAACCGAAAUGAGAUUGGAUCCGAGGCGGAAGAAGCAUCCCGGCCAAAGAAACGCACACGCACCGUGCUUCCAGAUAGUGAAGACGAGGAGGAUAAAGAAGAAGAAACCAAAGUUAAAAGACGCAGACGACCUCGGCCCAAGCUGGAUAGCGAUGAAGAAGAAGACGAAGACGAAGUCAACAAUGGUGAGGAAGAGGAUGUAUCAGAGGAUGAAUAUGACGAAGAUGAAGAUGACGAGGAGGAACCAGCUUCAAAACCAAUGUCUCUCAUGGAACGGUUGCGCCAGUUCCGCUCCGACGUCCCAGUCUCUCCUGAAGGCGGGUCGCCGGGUUCAUCUGAGGACUAUGACAGAGCGGAGCGGGACGAAGAUGAUGAUGAAGAACAAGGGCUCUCUGAUGCUGAAUUUCCGGACUCGGCUGCGGAAGAUGGGGAUGAAGAUGGAUGGUAAUGAUUUGGGGGGUUUGAACCUUUCGUGCUUGGGCUGGCUGGGCCCGUUGCUCUUAUAUUUCGCUUCGACAUCGCGGUAUACAUAUAAUAUUUGGCGAUGUGGGUAUAGAGGAGAUUAAUACCGUUGUUGAUUCGUCGUCGGCAUUAUAAGAUUUUAA